This is a messenger RNA of Mercurialis annua (annual mercury), 1914 nucleotides long. RefSeq names its product trigger factor-like protein TIG, Chloroplastic. Lineage: Eukaryota; Viridiplantae; Streptophyta; Magnoliopsida; Malpighiales; Euphorbiaceae. The record is from RefSeq and is a predicted model, not a curated record. Gene Ontology annotation, molecular function: ribosome binding; protein folding chaperone; peptidyl-prolyl cis-trans isomerase activity. The coding region runs from base 44 to 1663 and encodes 539 amino acids. Gene Ontology annotation, biological process: protein transport; 'de novo' cotranslational protein folding; protein unfolding. The transcript is spliced from 13 exons.
UCCAUAUAUUUCCGUUGAUAACCAGUUUUUACUUCAGACAAAAAUGGAGCUUUGUAUAAGGUUGAGAACAGGCCUUCUAAAUUCCAAACACCAAACCCCUCAAUUUCUUCAAAAUCCAUCACUUUUUUCUAUUAAUCUUAAACCCCAUUUCUUACAAUUCGAUACCAGUUCAUUAAAUUCUCAGAAAAUUUCGUUAAUUUCCCGCCAAACCCAUAAUCCAACGGUUGUCUGUGCUCGUAAAUCUGCGUCACCGUCUCCGUCAACUUCUCUGGACUACGGACCCGAAAAAGAUAAGCUUCCAGCUGACAUUAAAGUCACUGAGUCUCCAGAACCCAAUUCAAGAUUGAGGUUGUCUGUUGAGGUUCCUUCGGCUGUAUGCGAUCAAUGUUACGGAAGGGUGAUGAAAGAAUUCAUGAAGGAAGCUAAGGUUCCUGGAUUUCGACCUGGGAAGAAUGUUCCGGAGAGUAUUCUUGUAGGUUAUGUUGGCAAGGAAAAUAUUCAUAAGGCUACUGUUGAAUCUGUAUUGAAGAGGACACUUCCACAUGCCAUGAAUUCGGUGACUGGAAGGGCUUUGAGGGACUCAGUUCGCAUAGCAACCAGAUUCUCUGAAAUGGAGAAGACUUAUUCUUCUCUCAACAUUCUCAGGUACGACGUUAUUGUUGAUGUGGUUCCUGAAGUCAAAUGGGUCCCGGAUAAUGGAUACAAAAACCUGAAGAUUGUUGUUGAAAUAGAUAGUGAUAUUGACGCACAGAUCGCUUCUGAAAAAGAAUUAAGGCGCCGACAUAAAGCCCUCAGUGCCCUGAAAGUCGUAACUGACAGAGGACUACAGGUUGGCGAUGUUGUUGUGAUUGAUAUUUCAGCUACAAAGUCUGAUGAUAAAUCAAGUGUUCAAAAUAUCCCAGAUGCAGAGAGUAAAGGUUUUCACUUCGAUACAGAGGAUGGGGAUACAGUACUCCCUGGUUUUCGUGAUUCUUUAAUUGGAAUUCAACGAGGUGAAACAAAGUCGUUCCCGCUUGUGUUUCCUGAAUCAUGGAGCCAAAAAAAUCUUCGGGGUGUUCAUGCUCAGUUUACUGUUCAAUGCAAUGAACUAUUUUACAGAGUUAUGCCCGAAUUGGACGACUCCCUUGCUGACAAACUAUUCCCUGGGUGCACCACUUUACAGCAGGUCAAGGAAUCACUGUUGCAGAUAUGCUUAGAUGCGGAGAAAGCAGCAAAAGACCAGGCAACUGAUAAUGCAAUUCUUGAACAGCUUUGCAAGAUGGUGGAGGUUGACAUUCCUAAAUCCAUGUUUGAAGAACAAGGUAGACAGCUUUAUGGAGCUAGACUUCUCCAAAUCCAGGCAAAUAUGAAACUGAACGAGCAACAGCUGGCAACUCUAUCUGGUCCGACGGCUGUUAAUGAGUACCUAGAAAACCAAAAGGAGAACAUUUCAAAAGUGAUAAAACAAAAUCUGGCAGUUGGAGACAUAUUCAGACGUGAAAAUCUUCAGUUCUCAACGGAGGAACUUGUCAAAGAAGUUGAGAACUCGGUUGCUGAAUUCAAACGCCACAAACAAGAAUACGACGAGGCGAACGUGAAGGAUCAGGUGCAAGAGAUACUAGAGGGAGCAAAGGUGCUUGAAUGGUUGCGCGAGCAUUCGGAAAUUCAACAUAUAACCAGGUGAGAUAUGAAGGCAUACUCCGUACUACUACCACAAACGGUUAUGUAGAAGAAGCAUUAUAGAGUUUUCGAUUCUCAAAAUUUUGAUUCCUAGGCUAACAAUUGUGGAGAAUGAGAGUGUAAACUUUGUAUUUCUAUAGGGAAGAAGUGCAGGUUUUACAUUAAAAACAUUUCAUAGAACUGAAGCUACCAAAUUUUCAAAUACAUUAUCAAUAAGCUCAAGAAAAUAACAAAAAAUUGUUAUUUGCUUCCUAA